AUGCGCUCCAGUGACCUUGCCUCGAACGAAAGUGAAGAACAUAACAUGAUUGCACCGGAAGACUAUCAGGCGGCGGAGAUUGAGGGCCCCCCUCCCUUGCCUCUUGAUCUCCAUGAGCACAAAAUCAAGAUUGCCUUAAACUGGGGCUUCAUAUUGCUCACAUCCUGCAUAGCUCCGUUGGUGCUUUAUCCAACUUUACACUGGGCGGCGAACCUGGAAGACAAAAUUGUCACUAUCAUUAUCGUGAUCGGCUUGACACAUGAACCGCCGAGCGUACGAAUGGCCGCUUUGCCUCCAUGUGUUCUACUCGUUCAAGUUGGCUUCACCCUAGUCAUAGUCGGAAUUCUGGCAAAGCUCGGCGUGCGACAGCCAUUUCCAGUCUCCUCAAUGCCCGCAGGCUCAGUCUUUCGUCCAGGCAUUCUAACCAUCAUCGAGGAUGUCGUUGCGGUAGAUGGGGGUAGAGGCAGGUUAUACCGCUCGGCCUUGAUGGAGAGAUACAGAGCCAGCUUACGAUUCCAACACCUAAUGGAAAGUCUCAACUGGUUUUGGGGUUUCGGUGGACUUAUUAUGGGUAUUUUGCUGAUAUCCAUAAUUUCCAAGGUUCACACCAAUACAUUUGCUUUCGGGCUUGGAUGGACCAUUCCAUGGAUUUGGGCUGGCGUUUGGGCGGUCAUUACAACUUAUUGGGCUAAGUCUGCGUUGAGGGAUGAGAAACGGACUUGGUCCGAACUCCAAAGGAAGAAUGCGGUUUAG
Molecule: messenger RNA, 753 nt
Organism: Penicillium cosmopolitanum
Lineage: Eukaryota; Fungi; Ascomycota; Eurotiomycetes; Eurotiales; Aspergillaceae
Exons: 3
Coding region: 1-753 (250 amino acids)
Source: RefSeq, a predicted model, not a curated record